AGAACAGGACCAUCGCCUGUCACAGCCAGUAAACACGCUCACUCGGUUGUUUUGGUGACGCAGACAAAAUGAGUUUCUUCUCACCCACCUUGUUGUGACCCCACGAGAAAAAUUACAUCAUCAGCUUAUUGAAGCACAUGUCAGGUUUAUUUACGAUGCAUGAUUGGUAACAGACUUCAGAGAAAACGCCAUUAUAUUUGACUGAGUAUGUCAUACUAAAAUGAAAUUUUUACAUUGUGUUCAUUGUCCGCUUUUUCCUGAAUCAAUAUUGCACAUUGUCGAUGUCAACACGUGAAUUAAUUGUAAAUUCUUCAUAUGGAAGGUCAUUCCAUUUAUUUACAAAUAUACAAGCACACGUAUUCGUAAUUAAAUAUUUCAAAUAUGUCAAAGUAUACUAGACCUUUAACGAGCUUGAGCGAGCUAUUUCUGUUCCUGUAUAUCACGUAAAGACCUAUAGUCCUAUAGCGCUAAAGUUUGCAUACUCGAGUGAACUGCAUGAUUGAAAAAAUGAAUGUCUAUAUUUGCUUUCAUUUUAGGUUUUGUUCUAUUUCAGUUACAUAUUCAAAAUGAUCUAAUUCAUCAAAUUCAAAGUAACGAAUUAUAUUCGUAUUAUUGUAUAUUUUUAUGAAAUAAAACGCUAUGGACGUUAGACAAACAACUAUAUUACCAUUAAGUGGGUUUCUAGGUUCCAUCGGUUCAAAAUACUGUAGUCUGAUAUAUAUUAAUUAACCAUUUGUUUAUCACUCGAAGAAAUGCGCUAACGAUCUAAAUUCUAAAUGAAGGAUGGAAAGCUGUAAACAUGUACCGACAGCAAAACAUCGAUCUCACAACAGCAUGAUGUCAGCAUUUAGUUAACGCAACCAAUGACGACUAAAAAAUUGCGCAGUCAUUUUGUCUCAUAAAUACAGUGCUCUCCCAGAUAAAUGCUAACUCGAUAAAACAGCCCAGUGUCUACUCAUAAAGUUUUACAUGGGCAUCAGCCAAGAAGACAAUGAAAAUUGAUCAGAAGAGAGAACAACUGGCGCCAUGUAUUGAUGCCGAAUUCAGUGAUUUCCUGAAAUAUAUGAUGUACGAAAAUAAUGAACCGAUUCUUUGGUUAUUCGGUUACGGUUCUUUAAUUUGGCUUCCGAAUUUUGAAUACGCCAAGUCUGAGAUGGGGUUCGUUGAAGGAUUUGCUAUUCGCUUCUGGCAGGGAAAUACUACACACCGUGGAACUCCGGAAUCACCUGGCAGGGUGCCCACGCUUAUUGAAGACAGAAAACCAGCUACCUGGGGAAGAUCGUUUCAACUUCGUGGAAGAAAGCAAAUAAAUGAGGCUCUCAAACAUUUGUGCACUCGCGAAAUGAAACUUGGUGGAUAUAAAUACGAAUGCAUGGAUUUUCACGUUCGUGGUUCCAAAGACAACGAAAUUAUUCAAGCCGUUACCUUCAUCGCCACCCCAGAUAACGAUCUAUAUCUCGGACCAGCUUCCAUCGAUGAAAUCGCCGAAACUAUUGUACACUCCGAAGGAAAGAGUGGAUCAAAUUUAGAAUAUUUAUUCCGUCUAAUAGACAGUUUACGCGAAUUCCUCCCGGGAAUCAUUGAUGAGCAUUUAUGGAAUCUCGAAGACGCAUGUCAUAUCUUACUCCAUGUUAAACAAAUUGAGUAUUCUUAUGAAGAACUUGAUAAUCGGAACUUAAAGAAUAAAUUUUUAUUCAAAUAUAUGCUAAGCAAGAGCGCAAAACACAAUUUUUUUUUAUUGGUUGACUAAAUUUCAUAAUUACAUCUGCUUUUGAAAUCAUGAGCGAAAAUAUACAGUCGGUUAAAUGCUAAAGACAGUUGUAUUGAAUUUUGUAAUAUUUAUGCAAAGACGUAUAACCUGGAUAAUAUAGACUCUUCGAAUGCGAAAGAAUAUGAAAUUAUGAAUGUUAUACAAAUAUAUUGUUUAUGUACCUUGUUACUAUAAUGUGAUAUCCAUAAAAUCAGUCAUAUAAAUUUAGUUGUUUUCGAAUAUCGUUCUUGAAUCUUUAUUUUUUCAAAUACCGCCAUAAAUAAAAGUUCCUACGUUUCUGAAUAAUGUCUUACUUACUUAACCUGUGGACGUUUGUCCGACUCUUGGCCCCAGAAAAAGACUCCCUGUACUCUACUAUAGCUAUAAAAUUUUUGAUACUCAUUUUGAGAGUGUUUUGAAGAGUGG
Styela clava is the source of this 2176-nucleotide messenger RNA. RefSeq names its product glutathione-specific gamma-glutamylcyclotransferase 1-like. The record is from RefSeq and is a predicted model, not a curated record. Gene Ontology annotation, molecular function: glutathione specific gamma-glutamylcyclotransferase activity. Gene Ontology annotation, cellular component: cytoplasm. NCBI's taxonomy places the organism in Eukaryota, Metazoa, Chordata, Ascidiacea, Stolidobranchia, Styelidae. Gene Ontology annotation, biological process: glutathione catabolic process.